ACGUAAUUGAUGUCAUUGAUAUGCGACAGUCUUUCGGCGUAGCAAUGGCGAGUGGCAAAAGGAGUGCGCUUCUCUCUUCUUUGGCUGAGUAUGGGGAAUCAGAGCCUGAUUCCGACCCAGAACCAGAUCAGAUAGAGGCUCGUGGAGUGGGUCUCGUGUCGGCAAGCUACGGUGAAGAUGACGUGAGCCGGGUAGAAGACCCCGAAGACAAGGGAUCGCUAGACGAGGAUAGUGGGGAGAGCUCCCGCAAUUCGGAAGAGGAGGAAUCUGAAGAAGGGGGAGAUCCAGAUGACAUUAAGGUGAUCUCAGAGGCAGAAAGGAGAGACCCCAAUGAGCUGGUUGCACUGUUCUCGGAGAAGGUGAGGAACAUGUGCCCUGACGAGAUCAGGAUUCCCCCGGAGCCCCCCGGACGCUGCUCCACCCAUCUGCAGGAGAAGAUCCAAAAGCUGUAUGAGAGAAAGCUACAUGGGGACUUUGACACCAACAACCACAUCCAAAAGAAGAAGGAGUUCAGGAACCCAAGCAUUUACGAGAAGCUAAUCCAGUUCUGCAGCAUCGACGAACUGGGAACCAACUACCCUAAAGACAUGUUUGACCCUCACGGCUGGUCUGAGGACUCCUACUACGAAGCCCUAGCCAAAGCCCAGAAGGUCGAGAUGGACAAGCUGGAGAAGGCUAAGAAGGAGAGGACCAAGGUGAGGACGACCGGAGAAAUCGAGUUUGUGACAGGCACUAAGAAGGGCACCAAUCCUACCUGCGCAGCGGCCUCCACCACCAACACCACCACCACAUCUACAGCAGAAGCUCAGAAGAGGAAAAGUAAAUGGGACUCUGCCGUGCCAGUGACCCUGGCACAGGCCCCUCUUCUCACUACCACGGCGACCCUGCCAGGGGUCGUCUCCGUGACGACCACCGCCAGCGGCACCAAGACCACUGUCAUCUCUGCCGUGGGCACCAUUCUGAAAAAAGCCAAGCAGUGAACAUGUGUGUGUGCGUGUCUCUAUCCAAAUGCAAAAAGUGAAUGAAUGAAUGACCUGAAAGGGAGAAGACCCCCACUUGACACAUGCCCCCUUUAGCAAACCCAUCUCCCUCAGUCCCACCGCCACCUCCAGCUUCACUGCCUUCUAUCUCUGGGAUUGUAUCUUCAACAUGGCGUCAAUGGGACAAACCCGUCUUUGAGAAUGAGAACUGUUUACAUAACCACCCCUUAGGGCAGGUCCUCCAUGGAUGGUCCCUGGAGACUGUGGGGGCCUGGCCUCUGGGCACCUGAAGCCUGGACACUGGGGGCCUGGUCCUAGGUCCUCCAUGGCCAUCCCUGGGAGACCCACCCAUGGGCCAGAGUUAUGGCUCAACACCUCGACGCCGUACGAGGGCUCGGCCCCAACUGGGAUCCGGCUUCUCAGCGACUUCUAUUGAAGUUCAGCAUGGUUCUCUGUGUUUAUGUGUAGGAGUCUUGGUUGGCUGGUUAGCCUAAGCCAACAGUCCUGUCUGUGUCCUGUAGUUUUUUUUUCCUGGAUUAAGCUGUUAUGGUAUAGCUGACAUGAAAUAAUUCAUUUGAUUUUCUGUUGAUAAGUCCAUAGCAUGGUAUUUACGUCUCGGUUCAGUUUGUUUGUUUUUAACGUUCUACUCAAAGACCUUCGGGAUUUUAUUUUUCACAGUUGUACAUAUACCGUUGAUGAGUAGGUGAAUAAAAAUAAGAUACCUUUUCCAAGA
Hypomesus transpacificus is the source of this 1713-nucleotide messenger RNA. RefSeq names its product SAP30 binding protein (gene sap30bp). The transcript has 10 exons. The coding region runs from base 21 to 980 and encodes 319 amino acids. Gene Ontology annotation, cellular component: nucleus. The record is from RefSeq and is a predicted model, not a curated record. Lineage: Eukaryota; Metazoa; Chordata; Actinopteri; Osmeriformes; Osmeridae. Gene Ontology annotation, biological process: regulation of DNA-templated transcription.